Mytilus californianus (California mussel) is the source of this 2953-nucleotide messenger RNA. RefSeq lists its product as uncharacterized. Lineage: Eukaryota; Metazoa; Mollusca; Bivalvia; Mytilida; Mytilidae. The transcript has 3 exons. Bases 416 to 1888 code for a protein of 490 amino acids. The record is from RefSeq and is a predicted model, not a curated record.
UUUGGACUAGAAGAGGAAAAAGUGGGAAAACUAAAACAUAUCAUUGCAUGUGCCAACCAACAUUUAAAAUUUGAAAUAAAGGGUCAUCUAGCCACAUCUUCAACUUGUAUAGAUCACUGUACCACAUUUAGCCUCAGUGACUCAAAAUCCACCCAAUUUCGUUCAACUUGUGCACAUGAACAUUCAGAUAGUUGUACCAAGUGCAGUAUUGUUGAUAAGUCAUUACAAGAAGUAUCAGAUACAUUUCAAAACAUGAAUUCCAUCCCAGCCGAAAAAAUUGAUGAAAUAGAUCAUGAGUUAUCACGAGCACAAGAGCAAAUAUUGACAUGGAAGGCACUUUGUGUCAGGACAGUUCAUCAAGAUCAAGCAAAACAAACUGCUCAGUAAUUAAAAACCUCAUCAGGCCCUAAUUGUAAUGGACUGGGCUAUGAAGUUUUUACCUGUGAGACACAGAGAAGCCCAAAGUGACUUUUUCGGCAAAAAGGGAGUAAGCUGGCAUGUUUCUUCUGUUGUCACUCUUGAUACUGAGGUUGAACCUAAAUUGAAGACAAACUUUAAUGUUCACACUCUUGUGCACAUUCUUGAGUUAGGCAAUCAAGGAUGGUUUUCUGUAGCUCACAUACUAACUGACCUUUUACAGCAAUUACCACUUAUAUUACCUUUGGUAACUGAAAUCUUUCUAAAGAGCGAUAAUGCUGGAUGUUACCACUGUGUGCCACUGAUUUCUUACAUUCAUAAUAUUAAUGUAAAUGGAGACUUCUCUGUUAAGAUUGUACAAUACAACUUUAGUGAAGCGCAGUCUGGCAAAGAUAUAUGCGAUUCAAAAACAUCUCACUGCAAGAUGCAUAUAUUGAGGUACUCUGGUGAGGGACAUGAUGUUUUGUCUGCAGAGGAUAUGUCAACUGCCUUAAACUCAAAUGGAGGUGUUAAAGGGGUUUUCAAUGCUGUGGUUGCAAUUGAUCAGAAACAUCAGACCAAGACAAAAACCAAAAUACCCAACAUUAGCGCAAUGAACAAUUUUGAGUUCUACAGUGAAGGGGUUAAAGUGAGGCGUGCCUAUGGAAUAGGAAAUGGCAAUUUCAUACCAAAUCUUCAGUUUAAGGACAACACACUCAUGGAAGGUUUUCAGGUAAUUAUUCCAUUUUCCAAUUUUGUUGCGGACCAUCAUGGGAGAAUUGUACAUGCAAGGAAUAAUAUUGAUGUUGAACAUGAAAAUGUGGGUAAUGAGAAUGACACUGAAAAUGUGGGUAUUGAGAAUGUCAUUGAAACUGUGGAGAAUGUGAUGGAAGAAGAUGUGAGUAAUGAUGGUUUAUUUGCGUGUCCAGAUCAAAGUUGCACCAAGGUGUAUACAAAACCUCAUUUUCUAGAAGCACAUAUAGUAAUUGGAAAUCAUGUAUAUUCAACUAGUGAGAAUAGUAAUGAUUCUGUCAAAUUGAUUUGGGCACAACAAUGUGAGGCAGUUGACAGAGAACACAAAGUCCUCAUACAAUCUGUUUCUUCAAUCGAUAUGAAUGUCAAUGAAGGAUGGGCUCUGAAACUGAACAAACCUUUUAAAAGAUUCACCAAAAAGGUAAAAGACUUCCUAUUUGAUAUAUAUGUAAAGUGUGAAAGUUCAGGGAGAAGACCAAAUUUUGAUAAACUAGCAACUGAACUCAAGACAACAAGACAUGAGAAUGAUGGCACCAAAAUGUUCACACGGGAAGAAUGGUUAUCACCAUCGCAAAUACGCAGUCUUUUUGCUAAUUUUGUCAGGCUUGGUGCUGAAACUUCUAUAAAAUCAGAAGAUACUGCUGAUGUUAUAGAAAAUGUUUUAGAGGAAAUCAAUUCACUUGAAUAUCACAACAAUAUGGCAGAAUUGGCAACAGACAUUGUGCAGCAGUUUCUGUAGAUGUACAUGUGUGCAUGUUCAUAAUAUUCAAUUUGUUGUAUUGUAUUUGGUUGAAUAACUACAAACAUGUAUGUAAUAUUUCAUCUCAAAGAUACCGAUAUUGCAACUGUUUUGCAUGUACAUAUACAUACAAUUUGUAUACUUGAUCUCAUAAAAAAAGACAUUCCUUUCAACAAAUUUCAAAAUGACUGCCUUAAUAUGCAAGUGGUACAUUCAUGUGGAGAAAAACGUCUCGUUCUUUAUGUUCUCCAAGAUUUUUAUUAAAGUGAUAUGAAAUGUGCUUUUUACUAUAAUAACUUUUGAACCAAUGCAUGCAGAUGUACUGAACGAAGUCCUGUAUCCAUGUUUUUUUUAUGUUUAUGACGAAUCAAUUUAACUUAUAAUCGACAAAUAUUUCAUUAGGUAAUUGUUGUUCACAAGCUAUUAAACAUUCGAUUUGGUUGCCAAAGUUCAAAACCAAGAUCAUGUGCAGCACAUUUUUCAUAAGUAAAUAGAUAAAAGCCACGAUCAUUUUUGAAAAUUUUAUUUUCCAUGAAUUCCUAGUUAUGAAUUUAAGUUUUCCCUCACAGUUGUUGAAUGAUUUAAUGUUUUGAAUUGUUCUUAAGAACAAGUUAUUACUUUUUUACCUUCCUGUCCACAUUUGUUUACAUCAUGGUUUUCCCCUUGCACUUUCACUGUGUGGUGGCCAAAGUUCUAACAAGAGGUCAUAGUUAAGGUCAAUGCGUAUAGGAAGACAAUAUUUCAAUAGAAGUUCAAUUAUGAAGAUUUUGAUGAUAUUAUAAAGAAUGUUCUUUUACUGGAAUGUUAACAUACACUUGAUGUUAUUGUAUAGUAAAACUUAGCCAUUGAAGCAUAAAAAACAUAUUCCAUUUUUUUUAAAUUUAAAGUUUCAGAUGACUUCAUAAAAUUCUGCUAUUUCCGAGGGUCUUAUGUAGGCCCUUAUAGGUACCGUAAUCAUAACAAUUUUAACUUUUCAUUCAAAAUUCUUUAUAAAUUUUGCACCAGUAUUAUAGACUUAAAAUUUGUAAAUGUCUGAUUUUAGCAGAAUGGUUUGUAUAUGUCAUG